GGUUUUAGCUUUGAAAUGGGUCAGGGAUAACAUCGUUUACUUUGGUGGUGACCCUAACUGAAUUACAGUUUUUGGAAACUCCGCUGGCGCUGCGAGCUCACAUUUUCAAAUGAUGUCGCCUCUUACACGAGAUUUCGUUAGUGGGGCCAUCAUCCAAAGUGGUUCGGCUUUCGCUCCGUGGGCACUAACGCCUAAGGAGGAAGCAAGAAACAAAACACUUGCGCUCGCCAACAACUUAGGUUGUGCGUCUACUGAAAGCAAGCAUGUGGUGGAAUGCCUUAGAAAAAUCAGCGCAGUUGACAUCGUGCAAGCAUCUUCAAGACUUUACGAAUGGGCAACGGCACCAGUAAUAGCAUUUAAACCUGUAGUUGAAGGUGAAUCGGCCAACGCAUUUCUGCCGGAUACGCCUGAAAAUUUAAUGAGAUCGGGUAAAUCGGCAAAGGUUCCAGUGUUGUUCAGUUUCACUUCGGGGGAAGGCAUAUUAUUUACAGGAUACAUUUUUAAUAAUAGUAAGCUUACAAGAGAAUUUACUGAAGGGUUUGAAGAGCUGGGACCCACCACGUUUUUAUACCGCGACUACAAAAAGUAUUCUGACAUUACAAAAAAGAUUCGAUCAUUUUACUUAGGAAACGAGAAUGUCAGUUUGAAAAAAGCGUUGCAAAUUAUUAACAUUGGUACCGACAUACUCGUAGUCUAUCCAAUUCAUAUAUUGACAGACAUGCACCUGAAAUAUGCAAAAACGCCGGUUUACCAACUGAUGUUUGAUUAUCGUGGAGCAAGAUCCUAUGGAGACUUGUACGGGGAUCCCUUACACAAUUACGGUGUAUGCCAUUGCGAUGAAUUAUUGUAUCUUUUCAAAACCAAUUUAUACGGCGUUUACCAUGAAAGUGAAUUAGAAAUGAAAGCCGUCAAAGGGAUAACAAAGUUAUGGGCAAACUUUGCAAAAACUGGCAAUCCUACACCAAACUAUGAGUUCUCACCGUGGGAUCCGAUCGACAUGAAUAAUUUGACCUACUAUCACAUAGAUAACAAUUUCGAUGGAAGAACUGUAAAAAAUGCACUAUCUGAUAGAAUAUCAUUCUGGGAAGAUAUUGCAUCCAAUUACGAUAAGAGGCCUUUAGUAUAGAUCUAUUUGAUAAUAGAGAUAAUUGCUUUUACUAGUUAAGGGUACCUAUAUUGACUGUAAUAUGGACUUGCCUGUAGAUUGGCAGCAUCUCAAGAUCAGUAGAAGCACAUAUUAGUAGGGGUUGU
Photinus pyralis (common eastern firefly) is the source of this 1251-nucleotide messenger RNA. RefSeq names its product esterase FE4-like. Bases 110 to 1126 code for a protein of 338 amino acids. The record is from RefSeq and is a predicted model, not a curated record. NCBI's taxonomy places the organism in Eukaryota, Metazoa, Arthropoda, Insecta, Coleoptera, Lampyridae. The transcript is spliced from 7 exons.